CGGGACGGAGCUGAAAUGGGUUGGGUCCCCCUAACUGCAUGGAUAAUUGCCACUUCAGGUCUAUGCAUGUCGAGGGCCUACACACCAACGCAGGUGUUAGGAGUUGCGGGGAGCUCGGCUUUAUUCAAAGCAGCCCCCCCUCCCAAUUUUCACAGCCGGGAGUUCUUCUGGAGUUCUUUGCAGCCUUCCGAAGAGUUGGUGGCCACUUCGCUCAAGGGAAGCCCAGAGAUCCAGUACCGGUCCCGUUUCUAUGGAAGGACUCGACUCCACGACAACUUCACCUUAGAGAUCGAUCCAGUGGAUUUAGAAGAUGCUGGGAAGUUCUCCGUUCUCCUGGUGGACACCACAGGACAUAUGCAAAAACAAACUUUUGAGCUGAAGGUUUACGAUACGAUUUCAAACCCACUUAUUCAGGUGUUCACCGAAGAAAAGGACCUCAAUGGCUCCUCCGAAACUUGUCUCGUUUUCUUGACUUGCCACGCAGCCAGCAGGACUAACGUCACUUACGAGUGGGCAGGGCUGGCGGGUAAGACCGGCCCUAGGCCGAAGCAUUGGCUGAUGGAGGGGGGCCAGGUGCUACGGACCAAACUGGACCCCAAGGAAGCUCUCCAGGGAAGAAAAUGUUCUACAGAGUUCCCGGAAACGAAUCGAUCCAGCUUUAGCAGACGGAAAACAUGGAUCUUCCUCGGGUUAUUCUGGCUGAAAAGGUGGAAGGUGUUUUGUGGGGGGAAAAAUUCCCUUCUACCUCUCAGAGAACUGAAGAUUGUCCUCCGGGUCUCGAUACUACAACUCCCAGAGUUCCCCCAGACAGCACAGCUACCGCUAAGAAUUCUAGGAACUGAAGAUUGUCCUCCGGGUCUGGAUACUACAACUCCCAGAGUCCCUCAGGCAUCUGGGUACUACAACUCCCAGAGUUCCCCAGACAGCACAGCUACCACUGAGAAUUCUAGGAACUGAAGAUUGUCCUCCGGGUCUGGAUACUACAACUC
Messenger RNA from Notechis scutatus (mainland tiger snake), 989 nucleotides. The record is from RefSeq and is a predicted model, not a curated record. NCBI's taxonomy places the organism in Eukaryota, Metazoa, Chordata, Lepidosauria, Squamata, Elapidae.